Molecule: messenger RNA, 5010 nt
Organism: Anolis carolinensis (green anole)
Lineage: Eukaryota; Metazoa; Chordata; Lepidosauria; Squamata; Anolidae
Product: zinc finger protein OZF-like
Exons: 4
Coding region: 450-1895 (481 amino acids)
Source: RefSeq, a predicted model, not a curated record
CUUAGAGUGUGGAAAGAACUUUGCCCAAAGACUUCCAGACACCAUAUGUAGUCUUGGAGUAAAGAAGAUACCCUAUGUACACAGAAAUGUUUGUUAAAAACUCAACCCUGAAACCCUGAGUUCAUUGAGCAAUGCAGAGUGGCCAGCUUUCUCACCACAUGAGGAUCCACACUGGGGAGAAACUGCUUGGAGUGUCGGGUUUUCCUCCAUCUGGACUCUAGACCUGGCUUCCCAUCUGAGGAUCCGCACUGGGGAGAAUCCGUAGAAAUACCUGGAGUGUGGAAAGCGUUUCAGCGUUCAAACGCCUUCUGUUGCCAUCAGAGAACCUACACGGGCCAAAAGCCAUUCAAAUGCUUAGGAAGUGACAAGAGCUGUAGGAAUAGCUCAGAGCUUACUUUACAUUGUGCAAGGGAGAAGGUCCAGAUUGAACAAGCUUUCACUGCAAGAAUAUGUUCAACUGUAACAAGUUGGCGAUCAAAGACGAAGCAGAAGAAGACCUUGAUGCGAUCAAAGAUGAACCAGGAGAAGACCUUGAUGCGAUCAAAGAGGAACCAGGAGAAGACCUUGAUGCGAUCAAAGAUGAACCAGGAGAAGACCUUGAUGCGAUCAAAGAAGAACCAGGAGAAGACCUUGAUGCGAUCAAAGAAGAACCAGGAGAAGACCUUGAUGCGAUCAAAGAUGAACCAGGAGAAGACCUUGAUGCGAUCAAAGAGGAACCAGGAGAAGACCUUAAUGCGAUCAAAGAAGAACCAGGAGAAGACCUUGAUGUCACCCCGGCUGGGAGAAGCGAUGGUGGACCCCGGGUCACUGCUGAGGGGAAGACCCUCCUGGAGGAGAGUCUUGGCCCUGAUGGACAGCCAGGGCCAUGCAAAAUACAACCGGCAGGAGAGGCCAAGGAGGUUGGCUCGGACACGAAGCAGGGGCCACCCCUCCGGUGGGUGGUGAAGGAGGAGGGCAACGGAAACUCAAUGCUGCAUCCUCUUUCUCCCUCUUCCUCAGGCAAAGAUGGGUGCCUUGAUAUGCAUAAAAGAAAUCAUAUAGGAGAGAAACAUUAUAAAUGUGAGGAUUGUGGAAAGACCUUCACUGAGAAAGCAAACCUUAAAGUGCACAGAAGAAUCCACACGGAAGAGAAACCAUAUAAAUGUGUGGAAUUUGGAAAGAGCUUUAGUGGGAGGACGAAUUUUAAAGCGCAUGAAAGGACUCACAUGCAAGAGAAACCAUAUAAAUGUCUGGAGUGCGGAAAGAGCUUCCAUACGAAAGGGUACCUUGCUAAGCAUAAUAGAAUCCACACAGGAGAGAAACCAUUCAAAUGUGUAGAUUGUGGAAUGUCCUUUAGUUUUAGAGCAAGCCUUAAUCUGCAUAAAAGAAACCACACCGGAGAGAAACCAUAUAAAUGCACGGAGUGUGGAAAGAGCUUCAGUAAGAGAGGAAACCUUACUGAGCAUACAAGAACCCACUCAGGAAAGAAACCAUAUACAUGCCUGGUGUGUGGAAAAAGCUUCCAUGUUAAAGACUAUCUUAAUAAGCAUAAGAAAACCCACACAGGAGAGAAACCAUACAAAUGUGUAGAGUGUGGAAUGUGCUUCAGUUUAAAAGGAACCCUUGAUGUGCAUACAAGAACCCACACGGGAGAGAAACCAUAUACAUGUAUGGAAUGUGGAAAGAGCUUCUACGCGAGAGGGCGACUUACUGUGCAUGAAAGGAGCCACAUGAAAGAGAAACCAUAUAAAUGCCUGGAGUGUGGAAGGAGCUUCACUGUGAGGAGGAAAUUGACUGUGCAUGAAAAGAUCCACAUGAAAGAGAAACCAUACAAAUGCCUGGAGUGCGGAGGGAGCUUUUCCCGGAAAGCAGACCUUGGCUCCCACCAAAGAAUCCACAUAAGGAAACAAACCUAAAUGCUUUGAGCGCGGAAGGAACUUCACCCAAAGACCUCCAGGCACCAUAUGUAGUCUUGACGUAAAGAAAGAUACCUUAUGUACACAGAAAUGUUUGUUAAAAACUCAACCCUGAAACUUUGAGUAGACUUAUUCAUUGAGCAAUGUGAGUACUGCAGCUUAAUUCUUAUAAAAACGGAACCAUUCCCCUUCUUUGAAGGGAUGAGUGAAUGGCAUUAGACUUGUCCAUCUCAGAAGAACCUUUUCUUUGCCAUGGCAUUGCUUUUGGCUUUUUUGUAUGUCUCAAUGGGGAAAUGGUGGGGGUCACUGGCACUUUUUGCUCUCCAUGGAAUGGCCCUCGACUUAUCCAUGGGUCGUAUCAAAAUCCAUAACGUUGGCCUCAAAAGCCGCCUUUGACUUAUACAACAAGUCAACUUAUCCAUGAGCAUAUGUAGGAAAUAUGGCAAAGAAGAAAUACUUUAUUUCACUGCAUAAUAGUCACACUUUUUCCCAUGGAAAAAGGGUGUGCGGCUAUUACCCUGUUUCCCCUAAAAUAAGACAUCCUCAGAAAGUAAGACCUAGUAGAAGUUUUGCUGAAUUGCUACUCCCCUGAAAGUAAGACCUAGCAAAGGUUUUGUUUGGAAGCAUGUCUGCUGGACAGAACACCAAAGCAUGCGGGAUUGGUAAAUGUACGUACCAUAGAGUGUUGUACAUGGAAAUAAUGGUAGUAACAAGAAAUUAUUGAUAGGAUUCACAGUUUGUCUGGUUCUGCUGGUUUGUGAUGACAGCUACUGUACAGUAUAUAAUAAAUGUUCAUUUUUUUGUUCAACAAUAAAUGUGAAUUCUUCAUGGAAAAAUAAGACAUCCCCUGAAAAUAAGACCUAGAGCAUCUUUGGGGGUAAAAAUUAAUAUAAGACACUGUCUUAUUUUUGGGGAAACACGGUAUGUGAAGAAAAAACCUUGUGGUUUUUGUUUUUGUUUAUAAUAAUAAUAAUAAUAAUAAUAAUAAUAAUAAUAAUAAUAAUAAUAAUAAAAACGCCUGAGCUCCAAAUUGGGAGGAAGGGGAGAGAUGAUCCAGAGAGAAACCCUACAAAUGCUUGGAGUGCUACCAGAGCAUAGUAGUCCACACCUUAGUCACGUUUAGACUACUGCAACUCUCUCUACGUCGGGCUGCCUUUGAAGAUAGUUCAGAAACUUCAAAUGGUCCAGAGAUCAGCAGCCAGGCUACUAACUGGAGUGCCGUUCAGGGAAAGAACCAUUCUCCAUGCUGUGGCAGCUCCAUUGGCUGCCAGUCUGCUUCUGGUCUAAAUAUAAAGUGCGGCAAGACCACCCAACGGCGGAUGUCUUCCACUGCAUUGUUCAUAGGCUAUGACGAGAAACCGCUCACCCUGCAAAUGUUCAUCGGCAUGGUAGAUGAACGCAACCUGCACCCGCACGCUUUCUAUCAGGUCCACUGUUUCACGGGGACGAUGGCGGCCACCACCAGUUACGAAUCCAUCAUCGGCGGCACAAAGUUCCUCGAGAAGCUCUCAGAGAACAACAUGUCUGCAAACAUUGACUGUGCUGGGAUCUUGAAGCUGCGGAAUUCGGACAUUGAGCUGCGCAAGGGCAAGACGGACAUCGUGCGCAAGAACACGUGGUCUUCUGGGUCCACAUGCCGCAAGCGAAUGGCAAGGUGGUCUCCAUCCAGGUGGCCAUCGAGUGCUCCCAGCGCUCAGCUCAGGAGCUCCCCCAAGUUGAAAACUACAGCCUCAGUGCCUGCUCCAUCCAUGGCGGUGAAGAAAUGGCGAUCACCGGAGCCAACUUCCUGCCCGACUCCAAGGUUGUCUUCAUUGAGUGAAGCCCUGAUAUGCAGCCUAUAAUGUAACCAUCCUGCUUGCCCUUGGCUCACUUUGGAGCCUAUUUGAUGAACCGCAUCUCCAACUAUAGAUCAACUCGGACACUGUGGUCAUUGGAGGAGGUCCUACUCUUGGUCCCACCUGAGAGAAAGGGCCUUCUCCGUGGCCGACUCCACCUCUGGAACUUCCUUCCUAAGAAGUUAAAGACGGCUCCCUCCCUCCCCACCUUCAAGAAACAGCUGAAGAUGUACCAUAGCUCACUGGCUUACGAGGAGGAGGAGGAAUACAUUAUAAUAAUACCAUUAUACCUCGGAUUAAUAGCCGCCGUCAUUAUCCGUGCCCUGUUUGCCCCACCAGCUCAAUAGACAUUUUGAGCAAUGAUCAAUCUAUUUUCCCCCAAGGAACUGGAAAGGCUUCUGUUCGAUGUUUUGUUUUAUGUCUGAUAUAACAGGUUGUGUUUUUAAUUUAAUUUUAGUUGUUAGUUCAUAAUUUAUUUUUAUAUAUUUGGUUGUCAAUUUUCAUCAUUAUGGGUGUCCUUUAAAAAAAUAAUUUUUAUUACUAACACAAAAUUGUUUUAUCCAAUAUAUAAAAGGAGAGCGGAAGGGGCCAAAGACAUAAUACAUGGGGGAAAAAAAAAACAGAAACAAACAACAAAAAAAGGAAAGACUGAGGUAUCUUGACUUCCAUCUACUUCUUGGUAUGGUCUUCUCAAAAACAAAUUCAUAAAUACAAAAAGGGAAAUGAUUCCCUUUUCGUCUUUUUUCAUAACUUCCCCUUUCUCUCUGUAACUAUUUGUGGGCAGCUAUAUUCUUAAAAAUUCUUUCUAGUUUAUGUUAUUAUUUUCAUCUUGACUUGUUUCAAAUGGUUCUUAAUUGGUUGACAGUCUGUCUGAGUUUUUGGUAGUCCUUGGCUUGUUUGUAUCAGAUAGUUUAAUCUCUUCAUAUUCAUAAUCUCCAUUAUUUUUACCAGCCAAUCUUCGAUGGAAGGUGUUUCCUUAAGUCUCCAAAUCCUAGCAUAUACUAUCCUUGCCGCGGUGACUAGGUAGUUGAAUAAAACUACCUGGAAAGUGUGGAAAGUGCUUCAGUGAUCGAAGAGCCUUCUGUAGCCAUCAGAGAACCCAUGCGGGCCAAAAGCCAUUCAUAUGCUUAGGAAGUGGCAAGAUCUGUAGGAAUAGCACAGAGCUUCCUUUACAUUGCGUAAGUCAAGGUUAAAAUGAUUGUAUAUCUGUACAGCCUAUGUUAGCCUUUUAUAGUGUGCAUAUAUGUCUGUAAUCAGAUAAUAAAGAUUUCUGAGCUUGA